CUAAUGUCAGUGAUGUCAGAUUGUAGAUUGUCAAUAAGUCGACGUGUUUGAUAUCAUCUGUAUUCUAGCUGUCAAAAUUAAUUUGAGCCACGUUGGAAGUACAAUUCUUCAUUAUUUUCAGUCUGUUUAAAUUUUUUAUGGAUUUUAAUUUAACGUACAAUAAGUUAUACUCCUAAAGAUGAAGGUAAAAGAUAUAGAACGUACCGCCAAUGUAGCUUGGUCUCCCAAAAACCAAUAUCCAAUAUAUUUAGCAGCCGGUACAGCUGCCCAACAACUAGAUGCUUCCUUUAAUACCAGUGCAGCUUUAGAAAUUUAUUCCUUAAAUCUGACAGAUCCUGGACCUGAUACACAGCUGGUUUCUUCUGUUCAAACUGACCACCGCUUCCAUAAGAUCAUUUGGGGGAGCUAUGGAAGCAAUCCUGUAAAUAGUACUAUCAUAGGUGGUUGUGAUGGAGGAUUAAUCCAAAUAUAUAAUGCCUCAAAGUUACUCAAAGGAGAAGAUGCCAUCAUUGGUAAGCAAGAGAAGCAUACAGGACCUGUACAUGCUUUGGAUUUUAACAAUUUCCAACAGAAUUUGUUUGCUAGUGGUGCAGGAGAGUCGGAAAUCUUUAUAUGGGAUUUAAACAACACUAGUUCUCCAAUGUCACCUGGUACCAAGAGUCAACCAUUGGAAGAUGUUUUAUCAGUAGCAUGGAACAAGCAAGUACAACACAUUCUAGCCUCAACUUUUCCCUCAAAAUGUGUGAUCUGGGAUCUAAGGAAAAAUGAACCAAUCAUAAAGCUAACUGACACAGUGUCUAGAAUUAGGUGGAAAGUUGUUGCAUGGCAUCCAGAGGUAGCCACACAGCUUUGUCUAGCAUCUGAGGAAGACCAAGCCCCAGUAAUACAACUAUGGGAUCUAAGGUUUGCAACUUCGCCAUUAAAAACCCUUCAAAACCAUCAAAGAGGUAUUCUUUCCCUUGCCUGGUGUUCUGAGGAUCCAGAUUUAUUAGUAUCAUGUGGAAAAGAUAACAGAUUGGUAUGCUGGAAUCCCAAUUCAAAUCACCAAAAUGGAGAAGUGUUAGCUGAGGUAGCAAAAACGAAUCAGUGGAGUUUCGAUGUUGUGUGGUGUCCUAGAAAUCCCGCUUUGAUUGCUUCUUCCAACUUCGAUGGACAUGUUUCUGUCUAUUCUGUUAUGGGUGGCAAAACUCAACAAAUUCAAACAACCAAUAAAAUAGCCGAUAGCUUCCCUGGUAUGGAUGGCUAUGUAGAAGCGCCAGUUCCUCAACAAGACCUUGCUCCUGCCAGUGUUGAUCUAAGUAAACCACCAAAGUGGUUAAAAAAACCAGUCGGAGCACGUUUUGGGUUUGGAGGUAAAUUGAUUACAUUUGAACAUGAAAAAGCAGCAAUCGCACAAGUCUUACAGAAUCUGCAACCUGGCCAACAACCGCCCCCAAUUCACAGAACAGUUCAGAUCAGUCAAGUUAUAACUGAACCUGACUUUGUACAGAAAUCAAACGAGUUGGAAAAAACAUUAGAAUAUGGGAAUUUUACAGAUUAUUGUAAAGAAAAAUCUAACCAAACCAAUGACCAACACAAGAAAUACAUCUGGCACUUCUUGAAAGCGAACUUUGAAGAAGUUCCUCGGGUGGAGUUGUUGAAUCUGUUGGGUUAUAACCUUACGGAUGUUAACGAUAAGUUGAAUGUGCAUGCUGGCGUGCAAAACGAAAGUAAUAUGGACGGACUAAGUGAAGAUUUUAUCAACUCAAAUAGGAUAGAAGAUUAUAACCAACAAAAUGCGUUUGACAACUUAGGAACACCGGAGAAAAAACGAAUCGAGCCAUUUAAAAUUAAUACUGGAGAUGAUACCGAAGGCCUUAUUACACAAGCUUUGCUACUUAAUAAUGUAGUUGCUGCUGUAGAACUUUGCCUUAAAGCUAAACGAUAUGCAGAUGCUCUGGUAAUAGCUACUACAGGUGGUCCCGAUUUAUUAGCAAAAACACAAUUAAAAUAUUUAGAACAAUCGAGUGGAUAUGUUUCUACUCUUAUAUCUGCCAUCGUUUCCGAGGAUUGUAGCCUAAUUAUUAAUAACUGUGAUAUUAGUAACUGGAAAGAAGCCUUAGCUGCUAUCCUCACCCACGCUUCAGAUGAAGAUCUUCCCGGACUUUGUGAACAGUUGGGCAAUAGGCUAGAAGAAGAAAGCCAUAAUGAUCCUAAAUUAGCUAAUGAUGCUCAGUUGUGCUAUAUCUGUGCUGGUAGUUUCGAAAAACUUGUAUCAAGCUGGAGUGACAAUGCUUUAAAGUCUACGGAUAAUCUGCAAGAGCUUAUAGAAUUGGUGACAUUUUUGCAGAAAGCCAUUGAAAGGCAAGGAAGGCAAGUUACGGUAUCUGGUGCGUUGGCAGACCUUCUCUCGCACUACUCUUCUCUAUUGGCGUCUCAAGGCGAAUUAUCAACGGCAAUAGCUUACCUAGGAAACUCUACCAAUGAAAAAGUAUCUACAUUACGCGAUCGACUUCAAGUGGCUCUCGGAGUAAAGCAAGUUCUCGCCCAAGAACCUAGGCAACCGAAUCGCAGAGGAAGUCAUCGCACUUCUUUCUCCAGCUAUCCCAACAAUAGUUUCACAAGUACGACUCCGUUUCAACCACCACAAAGUAGUUUUGGAGCACCUGCUCAGCCUGCACCUGUACCUGCACCUGUUCCAAGUUACAACAACAAGUUUAACACAGGAUUGCCUAAUCCAACAAUAAAUAGUCAGCCAUGGCAAGCACAACCCACGCAGGGUUUCCCUCAACCACCAAAAGCGUUUUCUCCAGCCCCUCAAGCGCCACCUUCUCAUCCGCCUAGACCUACCAGUGUUGGAUCCAACCAAGGUGGCUCAGGCUUACCAUCGAGAAAAUACGUACUAGAUCCAUCGGUGUCUUCAAAUCCCUACGGCUCACCAAACCAUCCAGCCCCAACUUAUUACUUCCAGCAGAAUAACGCCUUCCAGUCUAACCCCUACGCACCACCAUCCGUAAAUUCGUCGCAACUUCAACCACUAAACAACUCCUCGAUGCUAAAUCAAGCCGAAGUUUCUUCUAAUUCCAGUUUCAAUCUAACACCAUUGAUACCUUCCCAACCGAGCUACGGAGGAUCGAGUCUACCACCUCCACCUACAGAAAUCGCACAACAAGCGAAUCCAACACCCUACAGGCCUAAUGCACCAUCAGGAUGGAACGAUCCGCCUCCUCCUCUUCACAAGCCUUUGAAACAACAAAACAGCAGUCCAAAUGUAAUGGAGAAUGAAAUAAUGAGCGCUAGACAUGCUGGAGUGAAAUUAUGGCGAAAGCCAAAACCUGAACCGAGUGUCGUUGAUCCUAUCACCCAUCCGUUAUUUGGAGAAGUACCAGCUCAACCCAUGCCGAUACCCACAAAUGGAUACAGUGCUGACAUGAAUCCUCCAAUAGCACAACCUUAUAAUCCAUCUUUCUACCCACAGAACCCACCGACAAUGUACCAACCCCAGGCACCAGGAAACAACUUUGCUACCUCGUACAAUCCGGGAGGUUUUAACCAAAAUGCAGUGGUGGCAAAUUUAGCUCAGCACCAACAACCACAAGAAAUUCAACAGGUAGCUCGGACGAUAACGCCACAACCCAUUCAGAAGGCGCCUAUACCAGAAGAACACUUACAUAUGAAAACGGUGUUCGAUGAACUCAAGAAUCAGUGUAGUUGUGCCGCUAAUAAUCCACAAACCAAAAGGAAAUUGGAGGACGUAGGCAGAAAAUUGGAGUUAUUGUAUGACGCACUUAGAGAUCAAAAGCUUUCGCCUAACACACUAGCGUCCCUUCACGACCUGGUCCAGAUGGUACAGACAGGAAACUACACGGAAGGCUUAAAUUUACAUACGCAGCUCGUAUCUGGUCCUGAUUUCUCUCAAAUCGCCAGUUUCAUGCCAGGAAUCAAAGUAUUGUUGCAAUGCGCAUUGCAGUUGCAGGUCUACAUUAGAUAGAACAGUGUACAAAUGAUGAGGGAUCAUUUAUCUGAAGAAAGAACUGAAUCUUUGAUAUAGGAUAGUUACACGACUUGGUCAGAAAGAGUCGAAGUUGUAGGUUUUAUAAAAAAAAAGAUAAAUUUGUAUAAAAUAUAUAUAUCAAAUUAUAUUUAGUUAUAAUUUUUUUAUUGCUCAAAGAGUUGGCAGUUGUUUUUUAUAUGGAAGAUUUUAUGCUAAAAAAUAUAUUUUUUUAAGUCUCUGAACCAUCAAAAUAUAAAAAAAAACUAUUAUUUUAAAUAGAGUUUCCUUCAACAUUUGGUAUUAUAGAAGAAAUAAUAUAUCCAUCACAUCUUCAUAUUCAGCUAAGAAAUUAUUUUGCUUACUUUUUAAUAUUGCCUAAUGGUUUACCUCACUUAACUGUUUCUUCUUUACAUAGCCUUGAUCCUUAGUUAAAAAAUUGUUUUCUGAGAAUGAUAGUAUUUGAUUCGAAAUGAAGUCUUAACCGAACCUAAAAACUCAUUUCUUUAACCGUGUUUUUAAAAGGCUUCUAUAGCUUCUUUGUACAGAAGUAAGAUAUAGCAAAGAAGAGAUCACAAAACCAAUGAACAUUUAAAGUGUAUAAUUAAAGUAUAAAAGCUUAAAAGCUGACUAUAAAUAAAAUGAAAGACGACUGUUUUAACGUCGUCUUUCAUUUUAUUUUUUAACUUUUUAACGUAUUUAAUAAUUUCAAAGUGUCUUUUUAAACAGAAACAUUUUCAAGGUUAGUUGCAAUUUCAGUACAUAUCAUGUUAUUUAACGUUGUUGUUUAUGCCACGAAUCUUACAUUCGGGUAAGUUUUUUAUAGCUUUUUUAUUGCAUCAUUCAAUUUGUUACAACAUAGUAAUUUUCAUUGUAGACCUUGAUAAAGGUGGCAAAAAACCACCAAAAGCUUGGAUUCAGAAUAAAUAGUACGCCUUAGUAAAGCUCUAUUUUUUUUUGACUACCACACCCAAAAAGAAAAAGUAUUUACGGUUGCAUUCCAUCUUAUAUACAUAUUUUAUAAUUUUUUCCCUUGUUGUGAGCUAUGCCGAUACUUUCGACUUUUAUUAUAUAUAUAUAUAUAUAUAUAUAUAUAUAUAUAUAUAUAUAUAUAUAUCUAUAUAUAUAUAUAUAUAUAUAUAUAUAUAUAUAUAUAUAUAUAUAUAAAUGAAUUAAAGUUCUUUCAGUGACUCCUUGAUCGUUUGCAAAAAUAACUGCCAACUCUUACAAUCUGAACGAUUUGAUAUAAAUGAUAUACACAGUUUUGUAAAUUACAAAAAUACCUAGCAGUGUUUUUAAUUUUUUGUGUAUAAUGCCUGUAGUAUUUCUAAAAACAAAUUAACUGAUGUUCAAUUGUUUUGUUUUUGAAGAUUUAAUUUUUUUACUCUUGUAAAGUUAUAUGAGCAUAGAGUAUUAAUAAUAUGCAAAUAUCUAAGGUGCUUUUUAAUAAAUUAUAUUGAUUUU
This is a messenger RNA of Diabrotica balteata, 5434 nucleotides long. NCBI's taxonomy places the organism in Eukaryota, Metazoa, Arthropoda, Insecta, Coleoptera, Chrysomelidae. The record is from the annotation of a GenBank genome assembly.